Amphiprion ocellaris (clown anemonefish) is the source of this 2507-nucleotide messenger RNA. It is a transcript of the gene borcs5, whose product is annotated as BLOC-1 related complex subunit 5. Gene Ontology annotation, biological process: positive regulation of anterograde synaptic vesicle transport; organelle transport along microtubule; lysosome localization. Lineage: Eukaryota; Metazoa; Chordata; Actinopteri; Pomacentridae. The record is from RefSeq and is a predicted model, not a curated record. Gene Ontology annotation, cellular component: synaptic vesicle membrane; cytoplasmic side of lysosomal membrane; BORC complex. The transcript has 4 exons. Bases 417 to 1028 code for a protein of 203 amino acids.
UUACGGAAGUGUAACCUCGUCAUAAACAGGAGUAAGCUCAGUCAUUUGUGUUGUAGUGUCUAAUGUAAACGUUGUUUAAUUUUUAAAGUUACAGUAGUCACCGUUUAGACAGCAGUUUGCUCAGGACUCGCUUAGCUUCAAAAAGGCGUCUGUUAACCCCGUUAGCUCGUGAACUGUAGCAGGAAUCAUUCACUUAGCCCGAGUAACUAGCUAGCUAGCUCAAAAUUGCAGACCCUUCCAUCUGUUUCAGUUCCUCUAAAGCAGAUAUGGGUGUCUGGUCGUGAGUCCUGGUGUAUUUGAAGACCGUAUGAAGUGUCUACAGACUUCUUGUAACUAGCACACCUACUUAGUUUGCUGCCGUUUGUGGACACGUUGACUAAAGCUAACUGCUAGCUCGCUAACCCAACGUUAGCACCAUGGGAGCCGAACAGAGCGGCGAUGCGGAGCACAAACACUCCGACUACAGCUCGUCAGUUUUUACUGUCAUUGCAGUGGUGCCAUCUCCAGCAAAGCAGAAGGCAAAGAUGGAUGAUAUUGUGGUUGUGGCACAGGGGACCCAGUCAAUGAGAAAUAUCCACAACGACCCUGAUGUCAUCAAGCUUCAGGAGAUACCUACUUUUCAGCCACUUCUGAAAGGGGUGCUGAGUGGCCAGACAUCACCCAGCAGCGUCUGUCUGGAAAGGCUGGAUGCUGCUCAGGUUUUGCAGCUUUGCAUCCGAUACCAGGACCACCUGCACCAGUGUGCCGAGGCUGUGGCUUUUGACCAGAACGCCCUCGUCAAGAGGAUCAAAGAGAUGGACUUGUCAGUGGAAACCCUGUUCAGCAUAAUGCAGGAGCGCCAGAAACGCUACGCCAAGUAUGCAGAGCAGAUCCAGAAGGUCAAUGAGAUGUCCAUGAUCCUGAGACGCAUCCAGAUGGGCAUCGACCAGACGGUGCCGCUGAUGGAGCGCCUCAACAACAUGCUGCCUGAAAGCGAGCGCCUCGAGCCCUUCAGCAUGAGGCCUGAUGGGGAGUCUGCCACCAAGUAGCCUCUUGAAAACAAACACAGCUGCUUCAUACCUGAGUCUCCAUCGAGGAGAAAGUGCAGGUCUGUCCAGCUGUAGGGAAUCUAAGACUUGCAAUAACUAAGGAAAGCUGCUGAAGUUUUCCUUUUUCAUGGAGGGCACAGUGCUUCGCUGUAUAUGUUUGAGACUUCUUUGUUCAGCUCUCCAGGUUCAGUUAUUUUUAUUAUUUUAUUCAUCACGGGAGGGUUUGCUAAACAGACAUGUCAAUAAUCAAUAACAUCCAACUCUAUAGACAUACUUAUACCUGCCCAGAGAGGGGGCAGCUCAUGAUGGAUUGCAUUCAGGUUGACUGCAGGGAAUCAAACCCAAGUUCACCUUUGUUCAUCUAUUUCAUUGAAGGAGCAAAAACUUGUUACGGAGUCACAUUGAUCACCAUAUGCUCUAAAUAACUUGUCCUGCAGGUGUUUUGCUGUGUGUAGAGACUCUAUUAUGAAUGUGAGUGAUAAGGAACCUAAUAAAUGGCUGCUGGAGAUUUAUGGACACCUCCCAAAACAUCAGCGCUGCUGAAGGACUUGCAGCAAAUAAAUUUUGGAUUUUGCACCUCACAUUACACAUAUUUGUUGUGCUAUCUGGAUAUUCCUCCUGCUCCCACACCAUAUGCUUCCCUCACUGUUGGAACAUCCUGUCCAGGAACUGCUUGUAUACAGAAUUACUGCUUUGAAUUUUCUAUUUCAUUUUGGGAGACUGUGAUGAAGAUUCGCACAAAAAGAACCAAGAAGGAUUGUUGCACUUGUGUUACACAAGCAGCUCAGACAUACUGUACAAGGGACACAAAACCUGAAGCUUGUGAACUCGAGUUUUGUGUGAGGAGAAAUUGACUUUAAUUUAUUUGGAUGCUUUUGUUUGAGCAGUAGCGUCAUGCCUGUCUGCAUGCUAAACGGUGACAAAAUGAAACGAUGGACUCAGCAGAGACCCAGAUGCUUGAAUUUUUUAGGAGGUUGGUACAGAAAAUGGAUGCUGAGGUAGAAAACAAAACAUUUUGGAGUCAACAGAUCUCUGUCAAAAUCAUCCUGUUUGAUCACUGUAGCAAAUUUCAGCAUUAAUUUUGUGUGUUUGUUUGCUUGUGACAGCCAAACAUCACUCAUACCAAAGAUUCACACAUCCACAAAGCUGGUGAAUAUUAGGUGGCAAUUUGACUCAUUUGAUCCUUAUGAAGAAACUGAUAAAGUUAACUUUGCUGCUUUGUCUUGGCUAGUCUUUGACGCUUUCUGUAUCAUGAGUCAUGCUCUUUACUAGGGAAUGUUUUUAAGGGCCAAUGCCAACAUGGAUCAUUACAAAUCAAGGAGAUUGAUAACCAUCAUUUGGAACUGAGGUAUAUUUACAUUAAAAAUGAAAAUCUUGCUGUCAAAACUUAGAAUAACACACAAGCCAAAACAAAAUGUUGUUAAAAUGCCUUUAUUUAUGUUUCACAUCUGUUUAAUGAAAAGAAACUGUUCAACCUUU